CACGCCAUAGUCCCUCUGUGCUCUAUAUUCUGCACAGUUCUCCGAGAGAGAGAGAGAGAGAGGGAGAGAGACGAGGAUGAAGAAAAAGGUUCCAAAGCCUAGCAAAAGUCGACAGAAACAGCACAAGAUCGGAAAACGGCGAUUAAAAAUUAGGGCAAGAAAGCGAGCUAGAGAAGAAGGUUUGAGUCCACUGGUGAAGAAGUACUGGUUACAGAGGUACGACCUGUUCUCCAAAUACGAUCAGGGUAUAAAAAUGGACGAAGAAGGAUGGUUCUCGGUCACGCCCGAAGAGAUUGCUGUCAGGCACGCCGUGAGGAGUGGCGGCGGAGUCGUCAUCGAUUGCUUCGCUGGUGUCGGCGGCAAUGCCAUUCAAUUCGCUAAAAUGUGUUAUCAUGUUGUUGCUAUUGACAUUGAUCCUCAAAAAGUUGAAUUGGCGUUUAAUAAUGCGAAAAUAUAUGGCGUGGAAGAUUAUAUUGAUUUUAUAGUGGGAGACUUUUUUCAACUUUCACGUACUCUGAAGGGGGAUGUGGCAUUUCUUUCACCACCAUGGGGCGGUCCAUCAUAUAAAACAAUCGGGAAUUUUACCCUUGAUUUGUUGAAGCCAAAAGAUGGGUAUUCAUUGUUUCAAAUUGCUCAAGCAAUAACUCCUAACAUCGUUAUGUUCUUACCUCGGCAUGUGGACUUGCACCAAGUGGAAGAACUUUCUUGGCUAUCUUCUCCUCCCUUAUGUGUGGAGAUAGAAGAAAGUUAUGUGAAGAGCAAUUUAAAGGGCAUAACGGUGUACUUUGGUGGUGCUGCAUUUGGGCAACUUGGGUUAGACUAUUAACCUUUUUGAGCUGAAGCUUGAUCUUGAUUAACAUUCAUGAUAUCUUCAUUGUAUGCACUUUGUCGAGGUUGAGGGACAGGAAGGGAGAGUUUUGAAAUGCUAGAUAACUGGUAUAAAUAUUUUCUGCUCAUUAAGUACAUUUUCUGUUCUAGUAACUAUAUUCAAACUCUUGAAGGGAAGAAAGAGAGAGAGAGAGAGAGGCUGUUAUAUUUCGGAGCAUUGCAUUGACAUUGUUGUGAUAAGUUGUAUAAAAUAUUUCAUGUACCUGGCUCCAUAUACUUAUUUGGUUAUUGAAUUUGUGUCCAAAAAAAAAAAAAAAUGGAAAAAUAAAUAAAGUGAAAGAAGCCA
This is a messenger RNA of Camellia sinensis, 1174 nucleotides long. RefSeq lists its product as uncharacterized. The record is from RefSeq and is a predicted model, not a curated record. Gene Ontology annotation, cellular component: nucleus. Gene Ontology annotation, molecular function: RNA cap trimethylguanosine synthase activity. Gene Ontology annotation, biological process: 7-methylguanosine cap hypermethylation. Lineage: Eukaryota; Viridiplantae; Streptophyta; Magnoliopsida; Ericales; Theaceae.